CCCCUGGCUGUGACGUGCGUUGCCAUGGUGACGUCCGGACAGCGUCUCGCGGAGGGAGGGGGAGGGAAAGAAGGGAUGAAAACAAACAUGGCGGAAAGGAGCAAGACGACAGAAACGGGUAGUGACAUAGGAAUAGAUGAAAUUAUCACAGGAAACUUAAACAAAUGCACUGCUGUUCCACCAGGGUAUUUUGGACAACCAAAAAAGGGACAUCUCAUAUUUGAUGCCUGCUUUGAGAGUGGUAACCUUGGACGUGUGGACUAUAUUACUGAAUUUGAGUAUGACCUGUUUAUCAGACCAGAUACAUGUAAUCCCCGUUUUCGAGUCUGGUUCAAUUUCACAGUUGAAAAUGUGAAAGAAUCUCAGAGAGUCAUUUUCAACAUUGUAAACUUCAGUAAAACAAAAAGCCUCUAUCGGGAUGGAAUGGCUCCAAUGGUGAAAUCCACAAGCAGGCCGAAAUGGCAAAGGCUGCCACCCAAAAAUGUGUAUUAUUAUCGCUGCCCUGAUCACAGGAAGAACUACGUUAUGUCAUUUGCUUUCUGCUUUGAUCGAGAGGAUGACAUAUACCAGUUCGCUUACUGCUACCCGUACACUUACACACGGCUCCAGCAUUACCUUGAUAAUUUACAGAAGAGGAGCAUGGACUACUACUGCAGAGAACUUCUGGGACUUAGUGUGCAACAGCGGCAACUUGACCUCUUGACUAUAACCAACCCUGAAGAUAAAACUGAUCUUGAAAACAGUGUGAUGCAGAAGAAAAUUAAAAUCCCCAAGCUUUCUCUCAAUCACCUAGAAGAAAUAGGAAAAAUUACAAAUUAUGGGAAUGAAGAUAUGGAACUUAGACACUGUAAGAGACAAGAUGGAAGGAAACAAAAUGAAGGUACGCACAAAAGCAUUGAAGCAGUUGUUGCGCGCCUUGAAAAACAAAAUGGAAUGAGUCUCAGCAAUUCCUGUCCUGCAGCAACAUUUAUGGAAACUUCAGAAAGGAUGAACAAUAUGGACGAUGCUGUAGUUCCUCGAGUUCUUUAUGAAGAAUUGCUGCGAAGCUAUCAGCAGCAGCAGGAAGAAAUGAGACACAUUCAACAAGAACUUGAGCGAACAAGAAGGCAGCUUGUUCAGCAAGCAAAAAAGCUAAAGGAGUAUGGGACAUUAGUGUCAGAAAUGAAGGAGCUCAGAGACUUGAACAGACGGCUACAGGAUGUACUGCUUCUCAGACUAGGCAGUAGUCCUGCGCUAGACCUUGAAAAAGUUAAGCCAGAAUCCAUUGAGCCUGAGCCUGAGCCUGAAGUACAGAAUGCUUCCAGUGAGGAAGCAAAUACAUCAACUGCUGCUGUUCCAGCAAUGGACAAAUAUAUUCUUGAGAAUGGAAAGGUCCAUCUUGGCUGCGACAUCUGGGUAGAUGGGGAGAGAUGGCACCAACUGCAAGUAGCGCAAGGGGAUUCAAAGUUUACAAAAAAUUUAGCGGUUAUGAUCUGGGGAACAGAUGUUCUUAAGAACAGAAGCGUCACAGGAAUCGCCACCAAAAAAAAGAAAGAUGCCGUUCCCAAACCUCCUCUGUCCCCUCACAAAUUAAGCAUUGUCAGAGAAUGUUUGUAUGACAGGAUAGCACAAGAAACGGUGGACGAAACUGAAAUUGCACAGAGACUCUCCAAAGUCAACAAGUACAUUUGUGAAAAAAUCAUGGAUAUCAAUAAAUCAUGUAAAAAUGAAGAAAAAAGAGAAGCAAAAUAUAAUUGGCAAUUUUGAAUUUUUAAUAAAGCAUUAGUGUUUUACUCUGGUGGUGGUCUUGAUUUCAUGGUGUUGGGCUGAAGGGCUAAAGUGACUUUUUGGUGUGGAUUUUAUUAUGAAAUACUGGCUUAUUUUUAAACAGUUUUGAGAAACUACUCAUCUAAGUACUACAGCAAAAUAGAAUCAAAUUCCCUAGUUUUUUAAGGAAAGUGACAUGCUGACUGUGGUUCAGCCUGUGGCAGAUCAUUUUGCAAGUCCCAGACCUAUAUACUACAUUGUCAUCCUAUUGUUCCGUGGAAUAAAGAUGCUUCAUUCACAAAGUAGUUUUCAAACAGCUUUCUUUUUAGUUGAC
Lacerta agilis (Sand lizard) is the source of this 2080-nucleotide messenger RNA. It is a transcript of the gene BEND5, whose product is annotated as BEN domain containing 5. The transcript is spliced from 11 exons. The record is from RefSeq and is a predicted model, not a curated record. Bases 25 to 1746 code for a protein of 573 amino acids. Gene Ontology annotation, molecular function: DNA binding. Gene Ontology annotation, biological process: negative regulation of DNA-templated transcription. Lineage: Eukaryota; Metazoa; Chordata; Lepidosauria; Squamata; Lacertidae.